CCUCGGCGCCGACUCCUCCCCCUAAGGCGGGAACACGCGGGGCCCAAAAUGGCGGCUAGCCGGUACCGGCGUUUUCUUAAGCUCUGUGAGGAAUGGCCAGUGGACGAGACCAAACGGGGCCGGGACUUGGGCGCUUACCUGCGACAGCGGGUAGCACAAGCCUUUCGGGAGGGAGAGAAUACCCAGGUUGCAGAGCCUGAGGCCUGUGAUCAGAUGUACGAGAGCUUAGCACGACUCCAUUCAAACUACUACAAACACAAGGCCUCCUGGCCUCUGGUUGCCCAGGGCCCAGGUGAAAUGCAGUUAGAGAGCAAGGCUUGUGUGCUGAUCUCUCCCCUUCCUUCACUUCCUCUCUGCCCCGGUGACCAGUACCCUCGCCCCAGAGACACCAGCUUCAGUGGCCUGUCGUUGGAAGAGUACAAGCUGAUCCUGUCCUCAGACACCUUGGAAGAGCUUAAGGAAAUGGAUAAAAGCAUGUGGAAGAAACUGCAGGAGAAGUUUGCCCCCAAAGGUCCUGAGGAGGAUCAUAAGGCCUGAGCUCGGGCCUUACCCCGUGCACAUACCUAGGUGUGGAGUCUUGUACAUUGCCAUCGUCAAUAAAACUGCCCCAGUUUCCCCCUGA
This is a messenger RNA of Symphalangus syndactylus (siamang), 622 nucleotides long. It is a transcript of the gene UQCC2, whose product is annotated as ubiquinol-cytochrome c reductase complex assembly factor 2. The record is from RefSeq and is a predicted model, not a curated record. Lineage: Eukaryota; Metazoa; Chordata; Mammalia; Primates; Hylobatidae. Gene Ontology annotation, biological process: mitochondrial respiratory chain complex III assembly. Gene Ontology annotation, cellular component: mitochondrial matrix.